UCGGUCAUAGUCACCCGUUUACGUGGUUGUAUUUAUUUAGACAAAAUGUCAAAGGUCAGCUUUGCGGAACACGCCCAAGAAUUCAAGACGCUGCGCGCGCAGGCAGAGGCUCUCCCCACGGACAGCGCCGCUUACACCGCCGCCAGCUUUUUCAAGUCCAAGUAUGCUGUCGGAGCAGACAAACCCAAGGCCAAAACAUGGACGACGCAACUUAGCGUGGACAGCCAGUACCAGAGCUCGUCUCCGCUAAAGGCGGCGUCUAUUGGCAAGAAGGCGGACAUGAUUACGCUUGGAACUGCCCGUCCUUCACCACAGUUUUACCCCUACGAGUCCAUCACAUUCAACUGCGUUGAUGAUGCUUCGUCUAAGGAAAACAAGCCCACUACGGCUUUGACCGCCUUCAAGGGCGACGAGGCCUAUAACCUCUCUGCUGCCCUCAACUACGGCUACCCAGCAGGAUCGCCUCAGUCAGUACGCUUCAUCACAGAACACAUUGAGAUGAUGCACAACCCUCCGUACCAGGACUGGGCCACAAGUCUGACCUGCGGCACCACAUCCGCCAUUGAGAUCUGCUUCCGCAUCUUCUGCAACCCCGGAGAUAGCAUCCUCGUGGAAAACUACUCUUACACCGGCACCAUGGUUGCCGCCAAGGCUCAGCGAAUCAAGGCUGUCCACCUGGGUAUGGACGAGGCUGGUCUGUCUGCCACAGAGCUGGAGAACACACUGGCUAACUGGGAUACGGCAAAGGGACCUAAGCCCCAUGUUCUAUACACUAUUCCUACGGGCCAGAACCCUACCGGCGUUACCCAGACAGAGCAGCGACGCAGAGAGAUCUACCAAGUUGCUGAGAAGCACGACCUUAUCAUCAUUGAAGACGACCCCUACUUUUUCCUGCAGCUCACAGAGGUCCAGGAAGAGCAGGCUCACACCCCCGAAGCACUCCAAGCCUACAUCGACAAGCUGCCAUCGUCGUACCUCUCUCUGGAUGUAUCUGGACGAGUGGUUCGUCUUGACUCCACAUCCAAGAUUCUCUCUCCUGGCCUUCGCUUGGGUUGGUUGACUGCCAGCGACCAGAUUGUGGAAUUAUUCAUGGCAUACUCUGAGAUUAGCGUGCUCGCACCUAGCGGACCCUCGCAGAUGAUGAUGUACAAGCUGAUGGACCAACAAUGGGGUCACGAAGGCUUCAUCCGCUGGCUUACACACCUCUCGCAGCAGUACAGCCUGCGCAUGCACAUGAUGCACGACGCUUGCAAGGCCAAUCUGCCAACCGAUAUCUGUUCGUGGAAGAUUCCCGACGCCGGCAUGUUUAUCUGGAUCACGGUCGAUGCCACCAAGCACCCGCAGGCGGGAGAGGGCAAGCCAUCCACAGAGCUCCUUUUACAGGUCGAAGAGGCUCUGUACCAAAAGGCCAAAGAUAUUGGUGUUCUAACUAGCAAGGGAAGUUGGUUUCUCGGCACACCACAGAGCACUACCGAAGUCAGCCUUCGCGUCACUUUUGCGGCGGCGACCGAGGAGCAGCUCAAGCCUGGAAUUGAGCUGCUGGGACAGGCUUUCCGAGCAGAGUUCCAGCUGCAGUAAUGAGUUAACGCAUAUUUCUAUGAGCUAGAAGAAAAUAUAUACUUUUACUAUGAUACGAUAGUUUUAAAAUUAUGUCUCUAGACUUCGGGUUAGAUAACAAUAUAAAUCAAACUAUGUACGCAC
[Torrubiella] hemipterigena is the source of this 1701-nucleotide messenger RNA. The record is from the annotation of a GenBank genome assembly. NCBI's taxonomy places the organism in Eukaryota, Fungi, Ascomycota, Sordariomycetes, Hypocreales, Clavicipitaceae.